Oncorhynchus tshawytscha (Chinook salmon) is the source of this 3978-nucleotide messenger RNA. RefSeq names its product rho guanine nucleotide exchange factor 18. Gene Ontology annotation, cellular component: plasma membrane. NCBI's taxonomy places the organism in Eukaryota, Metazoa, Chordata, Actinopteri, Salmoniformes, Salmonidae. Gene Ontology annotation, molecular function: guanyl-nucleotide exchange factor activity. Gene Ontology annotation, biological process: regulation of Rho protein signal transduction. The record is from RefSeq and is a predicted model, not a curated record.
CUAAUGAUUACACCCCUGGCUCCUUGAUCCAACGCUGGACGGGAAUUUUCAUUGCUUCAUUUUUGUUGUUGGAUCACUUGUCGCAUAGGAAGUGUUACUUUCCACAGUGAAACGCGUUUGACCGUUCCAAGAAAUCAACAGUAGAAACAAGUUUCACACGACCAAGUGCCAUCCUGACCUUUAACCUCCAGAUAACACAUGGAUGACCUAGAUGCUGUCAGAGGACUGUCUCCCCGGCCUGCUCCUCCUCCUGAGGACUCGGUGUCCCUCUCCACGUCCUCCACAGACACCAUCAACUUGGAAGAUGGCCACUACUCUGCCCUGCGAGCGGAGCUGGAGGCUGAUGCUCGGGACUUGGAGGGAGAGUCCUGGAGUGUUGCUGUGGACCAGCAGCACAUAAACAGCCUCCACCAAGACGCUGUAAAGAGGCAAGAUGUCAUCUACGAGUUGAUCCAGACAGAGGUGCAUCAUGUGCGGACCCUGAAGCUGCUGCUGAGUGUUUACCAGUAUGAGCUGAGACACAGCCUACAUAUGGAGGAUACUAGGCUUGAGAGGAUGUUCCCUCAGAUCGACAGCCUGCUGCACAUCCACCAACACUUCCUGUGGUGUCUCAGGGACGGCCGGGACAGACACAACCACCACACUGUCACACAGCUGGGAGAUAUACUCAUCAACCAGUUUUCAGGUGAGAUGGGGGAGAGGAUGAAGGAGAGUUACGGCGUGUUCUGUAGUCACCACACUGACGCUGUCAGUCUCUACAAGGAACAGCUACAGAACAACAAAAAGUUCCAGAACUUGAUUAUGAAAAUCGGUCGGUUGUCCAUCGUUCGGAGGUUAGGAGUACCAGAAUGCAUUCUGUUGGUGACUCAGCGGAUCACAAAGUACCCCGUCCUGGUGGAACGCAUUCUACUGAACACUGAAGCCGACAGUGAGGAGCACAGUGCCCUGGUCCAGGCCCUGGUUCUGAUCAAAGAGACCAUCUCUGCUGUGGACUCCCAGGUCCAUGACUAUGAGAGAGCCUCCAGGCUGAGAGAAAUAGGCGGCAGGCUGGAGCCGCGUUCCCAUGGUCGGUGGAAGGACGGCAGGGUGUUCACGAGAGAGGAUCUGGCUGAGGGCCUCAGAACCCUGCUCCACGAGGGGACGGUCAACUGUCGGGUGGCAAACGGACGGCUCAAAGACAUCCACGCUGUUCUGUUGUCAGAUGUCCUGCUGCUGUUACAAAAGGAAAAGGAUCAGAAACUCAUAUUUGCUAAUGUGGACAACAAGACGUCGGUGAUCUCCCUCCAGAUGCUGAUCGUCAGGGAGAUGGCCCAUGAGGACAAGGCUAUGUUCCUGAUCAGUGCUUCGUCCAGCAUGCCAGAGAUGUACGAGAUACACACCUCCUCCAGAGAGGACUGCAAUGCCUGGAUGAGCCUUAUACGAGACGCUGUCAACAGUUGUCCAGUAAUGGAGGAGCAGAUGAGCAAUGAGCAGGAGGAGGCCAGGCUAGCCAGGCUCAGAGACUUCCAAGAGCGUCUGUAUGUGAAGGAUUCCCAGAUCAUGCAGAGCCUGACAGAGAAGCUGCAGAUGUUUGCUGACAUGGUGGAGGCUGUAACAGGGAUGGAGGAUGUAGCUGCCCACUCCUGUCUGCUGCUCCGUGGUGAUGCCUCAGACCUCCCAGGGGAGACACUGCUCAAGGGAGCCAUCACUGAGGUGGAGAAUCUGCAGAACCUUCUCCUGUCCGGUGUGACUGUGCGAGAUCCCCACCCCCAUCCAGAGGACAGCCUGGGACCAGGGAGGUUCAGUUUGAGGCCAGAAGUGGUACGGCUUUAUCUAGGAGGGCUAGGCCUUGGGCGGCUGGGGAACCUGUCGGUGCAUAGGAGAGCUGAGACCUUUGGAGGUUACGACUGCAACCCUCCCACCCCCAUCAAGAAUGUGGAGGGACGACCUCAACGUUCAAAAUCUGACCCCCAGCUACAGGACCUUGACCAAUCAGAGAGCCUGGAACUGUCGUUCUUUUACGCUGUGCUGACGCUCUCACAUAGGCUCUACGGUCUGCAGGCCAUCGUCUCCCAGCAGGACAGCCACAUUGAGCUCCAGCGUGCCUCUCAUUUGGUGCGUGAGCGUCCGGCUCGCAACCGAGGCAACAUGCUACUGGAGCAGGAGAAACAACGUAACCUGGAGAAACAGAGAGAAGAGGUGGCCAACUUCCACAAGCUGCAGACACAGCACCGUCAAAACCAGGCUCGCUGGGAGAAGGAGCGGGAGCGUCACCGGCUGCAGGCGGAGGUCCUAGAGGCGGAGCUAAGACAGAGAGAGGAGGAGUGUAGGAGACUGGAGAAAAAACUAGAGAUGGAGAGAGAGGAGCUGGAGAGACAGAGAGAGACAUACCAACAGGAUCUGGAGAGGCUGAGGGAGUCAAUGAGGACGGUGGAAAAACAGAAGGAACACCUCAAUACACAGAUGAAGCAGAACAAGACCGUCACCAACCCUGGGAGUUUUAACUUCAAAGCUCAGCAGGUUCCCCUCUCCCAGUCCUUCCGAGGGGAUCCUCCCCUCCUCUCCCAGUCCUUCCGAGGGGAUCCUUCCCUCUCCCAGUCCUUCCGAGUGGAUCCUUCCCUCUCCCAGUCCUUCCGAGGUGAUCUUCCCCUCUCCCAGUCCUUCCGAGUGGAUCCUUCCCUCUCCCAGUCCUUCCGAGGGGAUCCUCCCCUCCUCUCCCAGUCCUUCCGAGGGGACCUGACAGCUGAUUGGAUGAAGGGAAGAGAGGUGAUCCAGAUCCCCAAGGUCCUUGUCCCCCCCAGCAUCUCUGUAGCCACCAACAUGUUCCUGGAGCAGCCCCCGGAGGUGCCCCCUCGCAGGGAGAGCAUCAGCCCCGGGCCCCCUAAACCGGAGUUCCCCAUCCACCUGAUCAGCACAACCAACCAGGUGGUUCACAAACCAGGGGCCGUGCAACAGCAGAUACCCACCAAGCUGGCUGUCCUUGGUAACAAGGGCAAGGAGAAGAGCAGUAAGAAGAGGUCCCACCACAAGCGCAAUCACAGCGCAGCGUCCAUAGAAAUGUCUCAGUUGGUGCCGAUCAGAGUGACAGGAAAUCAGAGUCUGAGAGGGAAGAAGACUGUGAGCCCACAGAGAAACUACCAAUCAGAUGAUUUCUUCAGUCCUCCAGAGCCCCUGUCCAGCGCUAAGCCCUCCCAGACCCUGUCGUCCAGCAGCAGCAUGAGGACCAAUAACCAGAGCCACAUCCCUCCACCCAAACCUCCACCUCCCCCUCCACCCUUCCCCAAAGACAUAGCAAGCAAACCAACCAAGGAACACGUUAUCUACCUGUAAGGACACAGGGCGACACCAAAACCCUAUAAGCCAGGGCUCUGAAAUGGCGGCCCAUGUGCUAAAACCGGCCCACGAGUGAUUUAUAUUUGGCCCGCCAAAGCUCUGUCCACAGUAAAGAUGUGAUUAUAUAUAUAUUUUUUACUGAUUGGGCUUUCUAAUUGCUGGUACUUAUUGAGUUCCUGUUGAAUUUCCACAUUUCCAAAAUUAAUUUCUAUUGUUUGGAUGAGUGCUUGUCUCUAAACUCUCUCUGCACUCAAGUCUUUAUGUUUUUAAGCCUUUUUAAAGAUGAUUUAAAUUCAUGUUAGGAAGCUGGUUAUUACUUUGAAUUGUUUACAGGUCUGAGGUGCCAAGCACGUUACCUCAGAGCGCAUUAGAAUCUCUUUUAAAUCUGAAUUGACCUGUUCCUCGUUUUGUAUUUCUUCAUGUCAUAGAAUGUAUGGAAGUAAAUGUUCAUUUAGCUGUGAGGUGUAAAACUGACCAGUUUACCAGACGCAGAUUAAGUUUAGUCCAGGACUAAAAAAAGAUUCUCAAUUGAGAUUCUCCCAGUUUUUUUUUAUUUAUUUUUUUAGUCCAAGACUAGGCUUAAUCUGUGUCUGGGAAAUGGGCCCUUAUGGUAUGGGAAUUAUGGUGUAUUUUAACACUGUGAAUAAUAAUGACUACUGUACUAAA